Leptinotarsa decemlineata (Colorado potato beetle) is the source of this 620-nucleotide messenger RNA. It is a transcript of the gene PolE4, whose product is annotated as DNA polymerase epsilon subunit 4. Gene Ontology annotation, molecular function: protein heterodimerization activity. Gene Ontology annotation, biological process: DNA-templated DNA replication. Gene Ontology annotation, cellular component: nucleus; epsilon DNA polymerase complex. The record is from RefSeq and is a predicted model, not a curated record. NCBI's taxonomy places the organism in Eukaryota, Metazoa, Arthropoda, Insecta, Coleoptera, Chrysomelidae.
CGAUACUUAUUUGAAAAUAGAAGAAAAACCGGCUUUUUCAGUUCAAUCACUUGACGAAUUUUAAACAAGUUUUUCUCAUCUUGACCAAAAAUAUCUAACAACCAAGCAAAGAAAACAGUAAGUUAAAUUAUAUUGUAAUGGAAGUAUCGACUGGAAACGAUAUUGAAAAUAUCAAUGUCGAUGUGGAGCAUUUAGAUGAAUCGAGUCCCGAAAAGGAAACUCCAACUUCACUAAAAGAAAAUCCUUCUCCUAAACACAAAUUCCUCCGUUUGCCGUUAGCCAGAGUAAAGGCUAUGAUGAAAAUGGAUCCAAAUUGUACUGUGAUAUCACAGGAUUCAGUGUUCCUGGUGACAAAAGCUACUGAGAUGUUCAUUGAAUAUCUGGCAAAAGAAGCCGCAAAGCCAGUUAUAACUGGUAAGCGUAAGACGAUGAUGAAAAAAGAUGUUGAUUCUGCCAUCGGAGCAAUUCCUCAUUUGUGUUUUUUAGAAGGAGCAAUCGAAUAACUAGUUAAAUUUGAAACUAAUAGUUUAUGUGUUCAUUGUUUAAUUUAAUAUGUCAUCUAAUGAUGUCUGUUACCAACUCAAAGAUUUAAUUUAUUAUAUAUUUUGGCAUUAAAAGCA